UGUGUGUGUGUGUGUGUGUGUGUCCAGUCCUGGGAUUCAUGUAUCUGUGCUGGGUGUGGCGUGUCUUGUGUGUGUGUUUUUGUGUCUGUGCAGGGGGUGUGUCCCCCUGUGUGUGUGCGCGUGUGCAGGGUGCGGUUUCUGGUGUGUGUGUGUCCGUGUCUGGACAUGCUGUUAACAGGAACCAGCUGCUGCAUUUUUUCCCCCUGAGCCAAUCCCGGCCCCAAUCCUGGACCAGCCGCUUCCCCUGCCCUUCCCCCCCAACCCCCAGCCCCUAGUCAGGCAGCAAAGUCCAGAGCUCCCCUCCUUGCACCAGGCCCCUGACCUCCGCCCCAGUCAGUUAACCCCUGCAGGGUGCGGUUGGCAGGGGUUGGGGAAACCGAGGCUGGGGGAGAGGGUUGGCUGAAGGAGGAGAGGGAGAGACCCCAGGCGUCCAGGCUCCCAGCCCCACAGCUGUGACCCACCCACUCCCACUCCCUUCUCACAGCAGGGGGAGAGCCCAGGUGUCCAGCCAGCAGCACUCCCUCCACAGAGGAGAGUCACUGGGUCCUGGAAGCUCCCAGACCAGAGCAGGCCUGUUUCUAUAGGCCUUUUGCCACCAAAAUUUCCACUUCGGCCCCUAAAUUCCAGAAGGGGGUGGGAAUUUUUGUGCCUUCAGUGGAAAUCGAAGCAAUUUGGUGUCUUCCAGGAGAGGUGACUGGAUCAAAGUUUGGUGUCCUCUGGAAGAGGUGACUGGGAAGAAGAGAUUUGGUUUCCACCAAGAACCAACAGGGAACUAAAGGCACAGUUUGUUCCAGGAAAGGAGGAAGUUGCUGGAGAAGUUGAUCUUAGGUGUUAAUUAGGGGUCCUGUUGAUUGAUUAAUUUAAUCACAAACGAGAAGAUAGGUGGCCCUGCUGUUCCUGGAAGAGGCUGAUGAGUAACUCCAUCUAAGACAGCUGCAUUUUGAGGCUGACAGGAGAGAUGGGUGACGAGGAGGUAUUGAUUGGGGUCCCAAAUUGAUUGAUCCAUCCACGCUGAUGGCAAUUCUGUCAGAUCCAGGGAAACUGACCAGCCGCUUGGUUGGGUAGCAACUGGGGAGAUCCGGUAGACUCCAAAUCAUCCAAUUAUUGAUCAAGAAGGAACAACGAUUGGGGAACUGGUGAUCAGUCGAUUGGUUGCCUAGUGACAGGACAGAACCCCGCUGGGGAUCCGUCCAGAACAGUCAGUCUUGGAAUCUAAUUGAUCAGAGAGAUGCAAGAUUGAUGGGAGUUGGGCCUCAAAGGGAGAAAUUGGCCAGAGGUUGGAUGCAAGGAAGAACAUAAUUGACAACCUGUCGGCUGUGGAGGGAGAUAUUGAUUGAAGCUUUGCUGCCCGGGACAAUACAAUUGGAUGUUCAGUGCUGGCGGUAGGGGAGAAUCAAUUGGAGAUGCCCUGGUAUUGAUCGAUCCAUGGGAAAAUCACAGCCUUGGCAACAGUUGUUGGAUUCAUUUCAUUUUGAGGUCCAGAAGUGCUGGAGGCCUGAGUCAACUUCCUUGAGGGCUGUUGGCUGAUUGCAGAGCGUAUUGAUCGCAGCUCAGAGCGGGGAACUGACCCAUUCAUGCCCUGGCAGUGAAACUGACCAGACUCUCAGGAACAUUGAUCAGAGACUUGAAACUGAUCACGGGGAGGAAACUAACCGGAAGCUCUAGAGGAGGAAGAAGCCAAUUGCUUGAGGGAUUAUAGAUCCACUGGUGUGGUAAUUAGCUUUUCCAGAGAGAGAGAGAAACCAACUGAUUCGCUCUUCCUGCCUCCAAGAGGAAAUUGAUCACGCUCUGGGGGACUUGAUUGGGGGAUAUCGAGGAGAAACUGUGACCAGAUCCUCCGACAGGGACUGAGGUUGGGGGUCAGCAGUAUUGAUGGGACUGAUAUUGAUUGAUUGGGACAGAAACGCUCAGCUCCAAGGAGAAGAAACUGACCAGAAACUCUAGAGGAAGAAGAAAAGAGUUGCUUGGAGGCUUAUAGAUUGACUAAUUGGGGAUCAACUUUCCUGGGAGGCGAGAACCCAACUGAUUGGCUGUAGUCCUGUGCCAGAAGGGAAUUGAUUGAUUGGUCCAUACAGAGAAGCUCAGCUCCAAGGAGAAACUGAUCAGAUCCUCCAGGGGGGACUGAGAUUGGGGUUGGUGAUACUGACACAACUGUUAUAGAUCAGUUGAUUGGGACAGAGACUCUCCUCUCCAAAGGAGGCUCAGGUCAGUGUGGGUGAUACUGACACAACUGAUAUUGAUCAACUGGUUGACUGAUUGAUCAGGACAGAGACUCAGCUCCAAGGAGAAACCAGCCUGCUCCUGCAAGAGGGACUAACAUCAGGGAUACUGACAAGACCUAAUAUUGGUCAGUUGAUCAGUCGGGACAGAGGCUCUCAGCUCCUUGGGGACUGCGAUCAGUGUCAGUGAUAUUGACGAGAUUGGUAGUGAUUGCAGGGCUGAGAGCUGGAGAGAGGCUGAAAAAGAGGGAAGGGGCUGGAGUAGAACCAGCACAGAGGAGCUGAGAAACCGACUGGACCCUGCCGGGGGCUGCGAUCAGGACUCGGUGAUAUCAACGAGCCCGAUCCCAACCUCGCAUCCAUGGCAGGGCUGCCAUCAUUUGGCCGCUACACCCAUGCCGUGGUACGGCGCCUGCCUGGCUCCCUGGGGGAGGCAGUAGAGGGGCUAGGGGAGCCAGUGGACCUGGCCAAGGCACAGCGGCAGCACGGGGUGCUGGUGGGGGUCCUGCGCCAGAAGCUGGGCCUGCAGGUGGUAGAGCAGCCCCCUGAUGAGGCUCUGCCCCGCUCUGCGUUGCUGGAGGACGCUGCCGUAGUACAGGGGGACACGGCGCUGCUCACGCGGCCCUGGGAGCCUGCACGGCGGGCAGAGAUCAGCGGCAUCAGGAAGGUGCUGGAGGAGCUGAAACUGCGGGUGGUCGAGGUGACGGACGAUGGAGCCACCUUGGAUGGCAGCGAUGUGCUCUUCACAGGCCGGGAGUUCUUUGUGGGCAUCUCCAAAUGGACCAAUCACAGAGGAGCUGAGAUGGUGGCCGAUGCGUUCCGGGACUUUGCUGUCUCCACGGUGCCUGUGCUGGGCUCCUCCCACCUGAAGAGCUUCUGCAGCAUGGCCGGACCCGACACCAUCGCCAUUGGCAGCAGCGAGGCUGCCAAGAAGGCCAUGAAGGCCAUGGAGCAGUUGACCGACCACCGCUACGAGACGCUGACCCUCGCCGACGACCCGGCCGCCAACUGCCUCUUCGUGCGUCUGGGCACCGGCGGCGCCGCCCUCGUCCACCGCAGCCCAGAGGAGUGUCCUGGUGGCCUCCAGCCUUUCCAGAAGCUUCCGGACUGCACCCUCAUCCCGGCAGCCUGCAGCGAGGUGGCCAAGCUGGGGGGCGCGCUCAGCUCCUGCGCCCUCCUCAUCAACAAGAAGCUGGACCUGUAGUGCCUUAGGGCCCCCCAAAAUAUGGGGGUGCCCUAACCCCCCACCUUCAGGGCUGGGGGGACUUCCCUCCCCUGCAGGGGCAGCUCCUGUGAUCCCCCGCUGCCCCUCCCCCAUCAGUCUCCUUCCCUCCCUCCCAAACUUGGGGUUCCCUCAGCGCCUCCCCCCCCCCCCCCCCCCCCAGCAAUCCCAGUUCAGUCUACUGUCGUCCCCUGCUGGCUGGGGAAGCGGGUCCUUCUAUAGCCCCCCACAGUUAAUGAAUGAAUGAGGGGGGUCAGAGUACCCUAGACCGAGCAGCGGUGGGACUGGGACAAGGGUGUGGACCCACAAAUUGCCCCCGUCAGAAUUUGCAGGGUCUCUAGUAGUCCAGUGCAAGGGGCGGGGGAGGGGGGGCAAUUUUGUGGGGCUGUGCUCACUUCCUGGGGGGCUCCUCAUUGACUACCAGGCCCAGAGACCCUCAGUGGCUUGAUAGAAGCUGUGGGGGAUAUAUCAUGUUCCCCUCACAGUUGCCCCCAGCCCCUCAACAUGGCUUCUCAACCCCUCCCUUUGUGGUGCUGGUGUUUCGGGGUGAUCCUCAGAGCCCUGCCAGAUGCAACCAAUGGCUUCUCACUGCCACAGCAACUUCUCCUUUCACACCUAUAGCUAUUGUUGGUCUAGGGUAGGGACAGGCAAUUAUUUUGGGUGGAGGGCCACUUACUGAGUUUUGGCAAGCUAUCGAGGGCUGCAUGACAGGCAGCCAGGGGCAGAUAAAUAUUAAUUUUCUAAAUUUUUUAGGGGUCCCGCGUGCUGGAUGGAAUGGCCUGGCGGGCCGCAUUUUGCCCACUCCUGGUCUAAUGGGGCCUGGUUUGGGGCCUAGUUGAGGCCUGGCUGGGCUUAGUAGGGUCCAGUUGGGCCUGGUUGAGGCCUGGUCAGGCCUCGCAGGGUCCAGUCAGGCCUGGUUGGGCCUAGUUGAGGCCUAGUGCAGGCUAGUGAGGCUUAGCCAAGUACCACUCUGGAUGGGCCAGUUGGUUUGGCCAACAGUGCCCAGUAGGGUAGGUUUGUAGUCGGCCGUGGCAAGGUUUAGAUGCCAGGCUUCCUGGGUUGGCUAGCAUUGCCAUGGCAUCCAAUCCCCAGCCCCAUGGACCCCAUUAGACCCUCAUCCCCUGGUCUGCUGUGGUGAGGGUCUAAUCCCAGGCCCAGUACAGACCCCAGGGUCUGGUCAAAUGGUACCAACAGGUGGAUGCCAGGCCAAACAGGCCUCUGGGACUGGGUGCUGGCAUGUGGUGCCAGGCUGGACAGGCCUGAUCCAUGGUGGGAGACCAGGCCUAGGCCUGAAGGGGCAAUUAGGCCUCCUGAGGCCAGGCCCAUGGCUCCUAUGUUGUGUGUGUGUGUGUGUGUGGUAGAGUAGCCAGGGAGGAAAUCACCCCAGUGCCCUGUUUGCUAUGGGUCGCGGGGGUCUGUAUCCCCACGUAGAGGAGGGUGUUGUCUCUUAGCUUAGCAUUACUCACUGCCUCCAAGAACUCAAUAAAGAAUUAAGCCAA
Messenger RNA from Alligator mississippiensis (American alligator), 4940 nucleotides. RefSeq names its product DDAH family member 2, ADMA-independent (gene DDAH2). The coding region runs from base 2581 to 3423 and encodes 280 amino acids. The record is from RefSeq and is a predicted model, not a curated record. Lineage: Eukaryota; Metazoa; Chordata; Crocodylia; Alligatoridae. Gene Ontology annotation, molecular function: amino acid binding; dimethylargininase activity. Gene Ontology annotation, biological process: arginine metabolic process; positive regulation of nitric oxide biosynthetic process. The transcript is spliced from 7 exons.